UCUUCUUCUUCUUCUUCUUCUCAUGGAGGGCUUCUCCGGAGAAUGAACAAGAGCUCUCGGACCUAGACUUGGUAUUCCCCUUCCUCUCGUUUCUAAAGCCAUGCUUAGUUCUCGCCUCCUUGGGUUGCUGCACUUGCGCCGCUUCUCCAGAGCUUCUUCGAUUUCGCGAUAUGGUCCUUUUCACCAAUGUCGAGCUUAUGCAAAAACAACCAAGAAGGGCCCUAAGUUACUUGAGCAGCUAUCGGGAAAUGAAGAAUCAGUGCAUUCUCGGUCGUGGUUUAAUUAUGCCAUUCCCACAGCCAUACUGGCAAUUGCUGGAGCAGGCAUGUAUGUCCACUAUAAUGAUGAGAAGAGGGCUAUUUUAAAAGGAUCCAAAGAAAGCACUUUCUCUGAAAAUAGUAGUUUGAACAGACCGGCUAUUGGCGGUCCAUUUAAGCUUUUCGAUACAGAUAAUCGUGCUGUGACUGAGUCUGAUCUUAGGGGAAAUUGGACCCUCAUCUAUUUUGGUUACACUUCCUGCCCAGAUGUUGGGCCAGAGGAGGUCAGGAAGAUGGCCAAUGUCAUUGACAUCUUAGAGACUGCACACAAUCUAGAGAUCACACCAGUUUUUAUUACUAUUGAUCCUCAACGUGAUACUCCUGCACAACUCCAAGCUUACCUCAAAGAGUUUCAUCCAAAAAUCAUAGGAUUAACAGGCCCAAUCGACGCCAUUAGACAGAUAGCACAAGAAUACCGUGUCUUCUUCAAGAAAGUUGAUGAAGAAGGCCAAGAUUAUCUGGUCCAAUGUUCCAAAAACAUGUAUCUGUUAGACCCAAAUAUGGAUGUUGUGAGAUUUUUUGGGGCAGAGUAUUCCCCAGAACAAUUAGCAAAUGAAAUUGUGAAGGAAGCACAAAAAACAUCCAAGUGACCAACAUUUCCAGGUUAAUUACAUUUUCACAAUGUUUCUUUGCCCAAUCACUCUACAGAUGUUCAGAGUUUAGGUUCUCAAAAAUCAUUGUUGUAAAUGGAUGGUCUUUAUUUCC
Messenger RNA from Dioscorea cayenensis subsp. rotundata (Guinea yam), 1022 nucleotides. RefSeq names its product protein SCO1 homolog 2, mitochondrial-like. Bases 101 to 907 code for a protein of 268 amino acids. The transcript has 7 exons. Gene Ontology annotation, biological process: mitochondrial respiratory chain complex IV assembly. The record is from RefSeq and is a predicted model, not a curated record. NCBI's taxonomy places the organism in Eukaryota, Viridiplantae, Streptophyta, Magnoliopsida, Dioscoreales, Dioscoreaceae.